CACAGUCGUUAAAACACCUAGCAAUAUACCAGUCAUCAGUUCAAUUUUAAUCUUGUUAAUUAAAAAUAUUAUAAAAAAGACAAAAUGUGUCUGAAAAAUAUAUUGAUCAUUUUUUUCAUAAGUUCAUUUGCCAAAAUAGAGGGGCGUUCAAUCGAAAACAAUGAUCCAGUCGGAAAAAGAGAUGAUUGCUACGAAAUUGGAUCUAACGAAGUUAAAUGUUUUUCUAAAAUCUCUCAAGACUCUAUCAAUAAAAAUUUAUCUAACAGGAGUCUACUCAAUUCGAUAAGGAAUAAUAAUAAUGCAAUGAGUACUCUUGAGUACAAUGUAAAAAGAAAAACCAUUUAUGGUGAUGAUAAUAAUGUUAAAACUUGGACCAUGUCUAACAAUGAUGGAAUACUGGCCAUCAAAGAUCGAGAUUAUAAUAAGAACACAGUCCUCAUUAACAAUGAUAAUCAUGUUAUUACCGUUGAUACGCACAGUGAUAAUUUAAACAUAAUCAAAAUCAAAAGAGAUAGCGAUAAAAUUACUUUUAAUGGUGAUGAUAAAAACGUUAAUUUGAUAACUAUUGAACAUAAUAGCGACGUACUUGCCAUCAAAGAACGGGAUGAUAAUAAAAAUACAGUUUCUAUCAGCAGUAAUAGUAAUGAUAUUAAUAUCGAUAGUAAUAGUAAUAAUUUAAAUACAGUCGCUGUUAAAGGUCAUAGUGGAAGACUUAGCAGUAAGGGUGAUGAUAAAAAUGUUAAUUCAUUAACUAUCGAUAACAAUAGUAAAACACUCGCUAUUACCGAUAGGGAUGAUAACAAAAAUACUAUUGCUGUUAAUAAUGAUAGUGAUGAAAUAACUAUUGUUACCAAUAGUAAUAAUGAAAAUACAGUUGCGGUUAGAAAUAAAAGUAAGAAGCUUACUAUUAAUGGUGAUGAUAAAAAUAUUAAUUCCUGUACUAUUACUAAUAAUAUAGGCGUAGUUGCGAUUAAAGAAAGAGAUGACAGCAAAAAUACAAUUAGUAUUCGAGACGAUAGUCAUGAAAUUUCUAUUAAUACUAACAGCAAUAAUGUAAAUACAAUCGCUGUUGACCAUGAUAGUGAUAAAAUCACUAUUAAUGGCGACGACAAAAAUGUUAAUACACUUACUAUUGGGCAACAUAAUAGGGACAUAGUUGCUAUUAAAGUAAUAGACGAUAGUAAGAACACAAUUACUAUUAAUAACGAUAGUAAUGAUGUUAAUAUUGUUACUAAUAGCGGUAAUAUGAAUACACUGGCUAUUAAAGGUGAUAGUAAUAGAGUAACUAUUCAUGGUGAUGAUAAGAAUGUUAAUAUAAUUACCCUUGAACGUAAUAGAAAUAUAGUUACUAUUGAAGAAGGAGAUGAUAGUGAGAAUUCAAUUACUAUUAAGAAAGACAGCGAUGAAAUUAAUAUUUCUACUAAGAGUCGUAAUGUGAAUACUCUUGCUAUUAAUCAUAAUAGUAAUGGAAUAACUAUUAAAGGUGAUGACAAAAAUGCUGUUACGUGUACUAUUGACAAUAAUAGCGAAACACUUAUUAUUAUAAAUAGAAAUGAUAAUAAAAACUCGGUUUCUAUGAAAAAUAAUAGGCAUCUAAUUAAUAUGGAAAAUAAUGAUAAUAAUAUGAAUAAAAUUCAUAUUAAAGGUGAUAAUCAAAAGAUUUCGAUCAAUAAUAAUGGUAAUAAUGUUAACACAAUCGUUAUAGAUGGUGAUAGUAGAUUUAUUACUAUUAAUAAUAAAAAUGAUUAUAAUGUAAAUAUAAUUACUAUUAAAAAUCAUAGAGGAAAGGUUAUUAUUAAUAAUAAUGGCAAUCACAACAAUGUUAAUAUUGUAAAUAAUAAGAAUUAUGAUGACAAUAAUGACUAUGAUAAAUAUGAAGAAUAUGAUGAAUAUGAUGAAUAAGAGUUGUAAUGCUUUUAUAUUUUAUUGAAUGGAUCCAAAUUCAAUACUGUCCAUUGCUGACCAUUGGCGAAAAAUACUUGUGUAUAGAAAACUGUUCUUUCCUGCUUUUAU
Messenger RNA from Microplitis mediator, 2013 nucleotides. RefSeq lists its product as uncharacterized. Gene Ontology annotation, molecular function: protein binding. NCBI's taxonomy places the organism in Eukaryota, Metazoa, Arthropoda, Insecta, Hymenoptera, Braconidae. The record is from RefSeq and is a predicted model, not a curated record. Bases 85 to 1902 code for a protein of 605 amino acids. The transcript is spliced from 2 exons.